AUGUCAAAGCAUAUGUCCCUUUUGGCCGAUCUGAAAACGAUGGUAGAAGCGAAGAAAGUCGCCGGAAACAACGUGAUCGUUUUGGAUAAAUACAACGAUAAAAUACAG
Cooperia oncophora is the source of this 108-nucleotide messenger RNA. The record is from the annotation of a GenBank genome assembly. NCBI's taxonomy places the organism in Eukaryota, Metazoa, Nematoda, Chromadorea, Rhabditida, Trichostrongylidae.